AUGAAUGGCUACAAUGUUGGUCCGGUCUGGGAGGACGAUGAAUUGGCUCCUUUCCCUCCGCUCACUGAUGGCAAAGGGAAGAAAGUGAUGCCCAAAGUCUGGUCAGAACGAGAUUCUGACAGCUUUGCAUGGUAUGCCAUGGCUAUGUGGGCGAAGGACAAAAUAGGCGGUUACCCUCCCGGACCAGAGCCAGAUACGAAGCCUCCGACUCAAAAACCGAGACACGGUAACAAUCAUCCGCGUGCGUCUGGUGGGGAUACACCCGAAGACCCUGAGAGAGGCGCUAAAAAAUACGACUAUGUCCCUGACGAUGGUUUUACCAUUCUGGGUUGUCCAGACAAAGACAUUGGCCAUUCUUCUAGAGCCUCACUCGACCCACCAGCUCCUGAUCUCGAUAGUAGCAUAGAUGCAAGCAACAUUCCUAGUUCCAUAUUCAGCUCUGAUACUAACAAGGUCUACAAAACCUUUUGCAGUGCGGCAUCGUUAAUCACAACACGUUAA
This is a messenger RNA of Mytilinidion resinicola, 501 nucleotides long. RefSeq lists its product as uncharacterized. The record is from RefSeq and is a predicted model, not a curated record. The coding region runs from base 1 to 501 and encodes 166 amino acids. NCBI's taxonomy places the organism in Eukaryota, Fungi, Ascomycota, Dothideomycetes, Mytilinidiales, Mytilinidiaceae. The transcript is spliced from 3 exons.